Contarinia nasturtii (swede midge) is the source of this 1540-nucleotide messenger RNA. RefSeq names its product NAD-dependent protein deacetylase Sirt2 (gene Sirt2). Gene Ontology annotation, molecular function: NAD+ binding. Lineage: Eukaryota; Metazoa; Arthropoda; Insecta; Diptera; Cecidomyiidae. The record is from RefSeq and is a predicted model, not a curated record. The coding region runs from base 34 to 1344 and encodes 436 amino acids. The transcript has 4 exons.
UUGCAUGGUUUUGACAGUUUUAGUGCACUUGUCAUGCAUUAUUUUUGUCAACAAUCAUUAGCAAAACAUCUGAAUUAUUUUAAACGAAAAUUAUUCAAUUAUUCUGCAUUCAGAUCGAAGAUGAGCGAUGCAAAAGAUGGUAGGUCGAAGACAGAGUAUCGUGAUAAGGGGAAGCCAGAGGUGAGCUCUUCCUCUGAGAGUGAUGACGACGAACAUGGUGCAUCUUCCGAUUAUACCAAUCCAACAUCAGAUAAAUCAAAGCUGGAAUGCCUGCAGCAGUAUCUUAAAUCAAAUCUGCACAUUUCAAGCAAGAAAGAGAGCGAUUCAUCGCCAAAAAAUUUGAAAAUAGUUGAUUUUGACGGCCUCGUUGAUCAUUGGAAAGAAAAAGGCUUCAAGAAAAUCGUUACGAUGGUUGGCGCUGGAAUUUCAACAUCCGCUGGCAUCCCGGAUUUUCGAUCGCCCGAAACUGGGCUCUACCAUAAUUUGCAAAAGUACAAGCUACCCUAUCCGACAGCAAUAUUUGAGAUUGGCUACUUCCGAAAAAAUCCACAGCCAUUCUUUGCACUGGCCAAAGAACUGUAUCCCGGACAAUUCAAACCGACACCAUGCCAUUAUUUUGUGAGGCUAUUACAUGAGAAAGGUCUUCUCUUGAGACAUUAUUCGCAAAACAUCGAUACGUUAGAGCAUAUUGCUGGCAUUCCAAGUGAAAAAAUGGUCGAAGCGCAUGGAACUUUUCAUACAAAUCAUUGUAUCGAUUGCCGUCUGGAAUAUUCUAUGGAAUGGGUUAAGGAACAAAUUUUCGCCGACCAUGUGCCUACGUGUACCAAAUGUAAUGGAGUUGUUAAGCCCGAUAUUGUUUUCUUUGGAGAAGAUUUACCACGAAAAUUCUACGUACUCCCCGAUCGAGACUUUAAUGAGUGUGAUUUGUUGAUUAUCAUGGGAACGUCGCUUGAGGUACAACCAUUCGCAUCGCUCAUGGGACGACCGAAUAAGCAAUGCGUACGAUUGUUGAUUAAUAGAGAGCUUGUUGGUAAAUAUUCUCGAUUUGAUUUUCUGUUGGGCACAGAGGGAUUGAAGGUGGGCAAAUCGGAUAAUAAGCGUGAUGUAGCAUUGCUUGGUGACUGUGAUGACGGAAUCAUAGAGUUAGCGAAUAAAGUUGGUCUUGGGGAUGAGUUGAAAGAACUCAUUGAACGUGAACAUAAGAAAAUUGACGAGGCAAACAAGGAAUCGAAUAAAACAAAAGCCGCAAAUCCCAAAGAGGGAGGAAGCAAAGAAUCAAAAUCGGACACGAAAUCAUCUACCGCAGUUGAUGACUCCAAAGCUAAAGCAAAAGGGCACGAGUAAUCAACGACACCAGUAGCAAUUUACUUACUGAAUUGGACACAUGAUAAGAUUGAUCAUAUAUUUUUAAUUAAUUUCCAUUUAUUCUGGAAAGGUUCUUUUACGUUGACGGUAUAUUUGUUUAUUUAUGAGUAUUUUUGUUGACUUACACCCUUUUUUUGGCAAAUAAACUACAUUUCAAAUGUAUUUGAGUGAAAAA